Messenger RNA from Pimephales promelas (fathead minnow), 3323 nucleotides. It is a transcript of the gene ece2b, whose product is annotated as endothelin converting enzyme 2b. Gene Ontology annotation, cellular component: plasma membrane. Gene Ontology annotation, molecular function: metalloendopeptidase activity. Gene Ontology annotation, biological process: protein processing. The record is from RefSeq and is a predicted model, not a curated record. NCBI's taxonomy places the organism in Eukaryota, Metazoa, Chordata, Actinopteri, Cypriniformes, Leuciscidae.
GGCUGAUCUCUAUCUUUCUCCCACAGACAUCUUUCUAUGUUGUAAAACACAGAGCAGAGACUUGCUGGUCGUUGACGGUGGCACAGCAACCCAUUAUGAGCGCUGUCUUCUGAAAACGUACAGCGGAAGGGCGCGAGGGAUGAUGGCUUAGUCGCGUGCGGAGCGCCGAUGCUGCACGAUGAGUGUAGCGCUGCAAGAUUUACGAAAUAACAUGUCUAACUACAAGCGUGCAACGUUUGAGGAGGAGGACGGGACCGACAUCCCUGCCGAUGGAGCCAUCUCUCCUGACAGUGUGGAGGUGGGUUUCCGUAAGGGUGGUGUUCAGUUCUUUGGUCCACUGGGCAGGAGGACUCAGCUGGAGGUGGUUUUGGCUGGUCUGCUUCUCACUUCACUUCUAGUACUAUUUGGCUGUGCGAUCACACUGGGAGUCCGCUAUAACGGAGAUCCAGCCCGUAGUAUCUGUCUAACAGAGGCGUGUGUAACCGUGGCCAGUAAGAUAGUGGAAGCUCUGGACCGCUCCGUCGACCCAUGUCAGGAUUUUUACCAGUACGCCUGUGGAGGAUGGGUCCGCAAAAACCCCCUGCCAGAUGGCCGCUCCCGCUGGAACACAUUUAACAGCAUCUGGGACCAGAACCAGGCUGUGCUCAAACACCUGCUGGAAAAUGGCACCUUUAAUUCAAGCAGUGAGGCAGAGAGAAAGACGCAGUCCUACUACCUUUCCUGUCUCAAUGAACAACGAAUAGAAGAGCUCGGAGCCCAACCACUCAUCGACUUGAUUGCAAAGAUAGGAGGCUGGAACAUCACAGAGUCCUGGGAUAAAGAUAAUUUUCUGGACGUUUUAAAGAUAGUUUCUGGACCUUACAGAGCUCAGCCCUUCUUCACUGUCGGUGUCAGCGUGGACCCUAAAAACUCUAACAGUAAUGUCAUUCAGGCUGACCAAUCAGGACUCUUCCUCCCAUCCCGAGAUUAUUACCUCAAUAAAACAAACGAGAAGGUGUUGAAGGCUUAUCUGGAUUACAUGAUAGAGUUGGGAUUGUUGUUGGGAGGAGACAAGAACUCCACUCGGGGUCAGAUGCAGCAAAUUUUGGACUUCGAGACAGCACUGGCUAACAUCACGGUUCCUCAGGAAGAACGGCGAGACGAGGAAAAGAUCUACCACAAGAUAACGAUAGCUGAACUCCAGGUGUUGGCUCCGGCAGUUGAAUGGUUGGAUUAUCUGAACUCGGUCCUUUCCCCGCUAGAGUUAAACGACACGGAGCCUGUGGUGGUCUACGCCAAGGAAUACAUGCAACAAGUUUCGGAGCUCAUCAACAAGACCGACCGCAGUCUUCUGAAUAAUUACAUGAUCUGGAAUCUGGUGCAGAAAGGAGCGUCCAGUCUCGACCAGAGGUUUGAGAACGCUCAGGAUAAGCUCCUGGAGAGCCUCUACGGCACGAAGAAGUCCUGUACCCCACGCUGGCAGACGUGUAUCGGGAACACAGAUGACACUCUCGGUUUUGCAUUGGGUGCUCUUUUCGUCAAAGCCACCUUCGACAAACAGAGCAAAGAAAUAGCGGAAGGAAUGAUCAAUGAAAUCCGCUCAGCUUUCAAAAACGCGCUAGAUGAUUUGAACUGGAUGGAUGAUCAAACCCGACAAGCUGCCAAGGACAAGGCGGAUGCCAUCUAUGACAUGAUCGGAUUUCCAGACUUCAUUCUGGACUCCAAAGAGCUUGAUGAUGUGUAUGAUGGGUAUGAGGUUACAGAAGACAACUUCUUCCAGAAUAUGAUCAACUUCUACAACUUCUCAGCACGAGUGAUGGCAGACCAGCUCCGCAAGCCACCGAACAGAGACCAAUGGAGUAUGACUCCACCCACGGUGAACGCUUACUACAUGCCGACCAAGAACGGAAUCGUGUUCCCCGCCGGCAUCUUGCAGGCCCCGUUCUACGCCCACGACCACCCCAUAGCUUUAAACUUUGGUGGUAUUGGAGUGGUCAUGGGACACGAGUUAACGCAUGCAUUUGAUGAUCAAGGCAGAGAGUAUGACAAAGAUGGGAACCUUCGGCCUUGGUGGCAGAACUCCUCGGUGGAGGCAUUUAAGAACCGCACCGAGUGUAUGGUGGACCAGUACACCCAGUACACCAUCAACGGAGAGCACAUUAAUGGCAAACAGACGCUGGGAGAAAACAUAGCAGACAACGGUGGCCUGAAAGCGGCCUAUCACGCGUACAGGUCAUGGGUGAAGAAGAACGGUGAAGAGAAGAGACUUCCCGCUGUCAAUCUGACAAACGACCAGCUCUUCUUCUUAGGUUUUGCACAGGUGUGGUGCUCCGUCCGAACGCCAGAAAGCGCUCACGAGGGCCUGAUGACGGACCCUCACAGCCCACCCAAAUACCGCGUCGUCGGCACCCUGUCCAACUCACCCGACUUCGCAGAGCACUUCCAGUGUCCGCUGGGCUCUGCCAUGAACUCCGGCCACCGCUGUGAGGUGUGGUAGGACUGGCACACACUAAACACCAGCUUGCUUACACAGACCAGCCUGGCCAACGACAAAAAACACGCUGAACGGACAGUUUGGGCUCUUUCUCAAGCACAGUUUUUUAAUUUAUGUGUUGGGUGAUGAAUCCGGGAGGAGACGAGCGCCUGCCAACAUUGAUGUUCUCCAGUGUUUGAAUCGACCGAUAUCAAAUUUUCCUCUGCCACCUGGGCUCGCUUUAUUUAUUUGUUUGCUGAACUCAAGGACAUGAAUGGGCCCCGUCCAACGCUUACACGUGUGAUUCUCGCUUCAUACCCACUGUGUGAAGAUGUGACCACUGUGACGACACUGGGAAUAUGUGUCUCCGUGACCUCGCAGGAAACGUUUGGCUCCAUCUGUGAUGACUUCAUGUUCUCACGGUGACCUCACAGGAAGUGAUGAACGACAUCUGUGACCCCCCACAGGAAAGGAAGGUUUCAUGGAAGCGCUAUCUAACGACAGGGAGAGCCACUGUGUGUUCAUCCCACCUGUGUAUCAUGUGUUUGAUCUUGACAAAGUUGAAAUGAAACGUUCAUUUUAAACUGCUCUUUGCCAAAGAACAAUUUCAGUGUUGUUCCUUGUGUAAGCGAAAGUGGGAAUUUUGCACUGCUUCGACCUUCGGUAAUCCCAUUCCAGUGUAAAUCCAGUGUGUUUGCCUAAAGACAUUUACUUGUAUGUGAACGCUGUGUUUCCGUGUCAGUGUGUCUGUGAAGGGGCGUUGUUUGAACUUUGUCAAGUCUGCUGAAAUACGUUCUCAAAACCACUAAAAGGGUGAAUCUCACCAAUGUCCGAGUCAUAUUUGCAUUAAAAAUGUCUAUUUUUAAAACUA